Messenger RNA from Cylicostephanus goldi, 612 nucleotides. Lineage: Eukaryota; Metazoa; Nematoda; Chromadorea; Rhabditida; Strongylidae. The record is from the annotation of a GenBank genome assembly.
AUGAACGAGUACGAGAAGGAUCCAGGAUGGAAGUACCUACGUCUCUCCAAAGAGGAGAUGGACAAGGAGCAUAAUCAACCUUAUGACUCCAAGAAAAAUGUAUGGGUACCCGAUCCGGAAGAGGGUUACGUGGCAGCUGAGGUCAAGUCAAGGAAGGGUGACAAUGUUACUGUAAUGGUCGGCGAUAAGGAGAAAACCUUCAAAAAGGACAUACUACAAGAAAUGAAUCCUCCAAAGUUCGAGAAGACAGAGGAUAUGUCAAAUCUGACAUUCUUGAACGAUGCUUCCGUACUUCAUAAUCUCCGAUCUCGUUAUGCGUCAAUGCUCAUCUACGUAAGCAUUUUCCUGUCGAUUUGUUUUCAUUACCAUAUCGCCCUUGCAGCUUUGAGUACAACUCGCAGCGAGCUGCAAAUUUUCUCCGAAGCAUUAUUUGUUGAAAAGCAUGGUCGAUCGACUCGAUUGCGCCAUUGUUCCGAGAAGAGUUUGGCGGAUGAGAGGUUAACAAACAGUGCCCCGUUUCUAGUUUCUCCCGAGCGCGCACGCACUCUUGCACCACCCCCUCAUAUCGCUGCUGCUGAUCCAAGAAUACCUGGAGCUCUGGAGCUAAAAUGA